AUGCCACCGUCAGCGUCCUCAGUGGAUUUUUCCAAUCUACUGAACCCGCAAUCCGACUCUCCUGCAGAGUCCCCUGAGAAAACAGAAACAGCUUCGCCUGCUACCGCCGGUACAGACUCAAAUUCAGACAAGGAAAUGGCUUCGUCCGUCAGUCUGCUGCCGCCGCUCAUGAAGGGCGCCCGCCCCGCCGCCGAGGAGGUACGACAGGAUCUUCCCCGUCCAUACAAGUGUCCUCUUUGCGAUCGUGCCUUUCACCGUCUCGAGCAUCAGACUCGUCAUAUCCGAACUCACACCGGCGAGAAACCACAUGCUUGUCAGUUUCCCGGUUGCACGAAACGAUUCAGUCGCUCAGAUGAAUUGACUCGUCACUCCCGCAUUCACAACAACCCAAACUCGAGGCGGAGUAACAAGGCUCAGCAUAUUGCUGCCGCCGCAGCCGCGGCGGCUGGUCACGAUUCGGGUAUGCUCAAUGCCGCAGCUUCGAUGAUGCCCCCUCCCAGUAAACCCAUUACUCGGUCCGCUCCGGUAUCUCAAGUUGGCUCGCCCGACGUGUCUCCUCCACAUUCGUACACCAACUACACCUCGCAUUUGCGUGCCGGCUUGGGCCCUUACCCGCGCAACAGCGACCGCGCUUCGUCCGGUAUGGAUAUUAACUUGCUCGCGACUGCCGCCUCGCAAGUCGAACGUGACCACUACGCAGGAUCGUCUCGCCACUACCCCUUUAGCUCUCGAUACUCGGCUACACCCGGUCGUCUGCCGUCACUCUCUGCCUAUGCGAUUUCGCAAAGUAUGAGUCGGUCGCAUUCGCACGAAGACGAAGACAAUUACGGACAUCCCCGUGUCAAGCGUUCGCGUCCUAAUUCACCAAACUCGACUGCGCCCUCUUCGCCUACCUUCUCUCACGACUCGCUGUCGCCUACACCCGACCACACUCCUCUCGCAACACCAGCACACUCACCUCGACUACGUCCAUACACUGCUGCUGAGCUGCAACUCCCGUCGAUCCGUCACUUGUCAUUACACCACACCCCCGCGCUGGCGCCUAUGGAGCCUCAGGCCGAGGGUCCCAACGUCUACAAUCCCAGCCAACAGCACGGCGGACCCCGCAUCAGCGACAUCAUGAGCAGACCCGACGGCACGCAACGCAAACUCCCUGUUCCGCAAGUCCCCAAGAUCCCGGUACAGGAUAUGUUGAAUCCGAACGGCUACUCAUCCAGUACUCCGUCCGUCAACGGAUCACUCAUGGACAAUGAACCAUUAACGGAAUAG
Messenger RNA from Talaromyces stipitatus ATCC 10500, 1269 nucleotides. RefSeq names its product C2H2 transcription factor (Crea), putative. Bases 1 to 1269 code for a protein of 422 amino acids. The transcript is spliced from 2 exons. Gene Ontology annotation, molecular function: RNA polymerase II cis-regulatory region sequence-specific DNA binding. The record is from RefSeq and is a predicted model, not a curated record. Gene Ontology annotation, cellular component: cytoplasm; nucleus. NCBI's taxonomy places the organism in Eukaryota, Fungi, Ascomycota, Eurotiomycetes, Eurotiales, Trichocomaceae.